AUGGGUCUCAAAUCGUACUUUGCCCCUCGCAAGGGCGAAGACAAAAAGAAGGCGGAAGUCACGACUGAGAAGCCAGUCGAGCCACGGCCUGACAGCUUGCCGCCGCUCGAUUCGCCUCGACCUGCUUACAUUGCAGGCUCGAGCGGCUCCUCUCCCUAUGGAUCCCGUCCGAACUCUCUCUACCGAAACUCGGGCAUGGACCAGCUGAGCGAGAUCAAGUGCGAUGUCAUGGUCAACUGGCUCCACUCCCAGCAGGAGGAGAAACUGUGGUGCGCCGGCGAGUAUGAGGAGGGUGUUGUCUUGAAGAAGGCCCGAGGCUCGUACGCAUGCUGUCCUGCAGAGCUGGCAGAAGAGCCGAAUGGGUUCCUGAAGGCUAUCGAGCAGCUCAAUGUUCGCGUUGCCAUGACUGUCAACACCCGCGUCAUCAAGAUCUUGCUCCACAACAACAACCUGCCGUACGUCGAGAUCCAGAAGGGCCUGCGAGUGCAGGUGCUUCCCGACAUGUCGUUCCUGCCGCGUUGCCAGAAGCACCAGUUCGCUGCCUUCAUUGCCGAUCGCGGGAUUCUUGUCGUUUGGGAAGACCAGCCGAAAAAGCUGCUCGAGCGCAUCAAGAACAUCGAGGCUGCCCUCAUGGACAUGAUAUGGCAGGAGGGUGAAGACGGCGACGACGAGAAGAAAGAGGCCUCGUACGACGUCUACGAGGUCGAGGACCCCGAGGCGGCUGAGGAAAAGCCCCGCAGGACCGUCUUGGUCCAAGCCCUGAUCACGGCAUGCACCAUGAUCGUCACCUGCGCUGCCAUUGGCUCUGGCUGGCGCGAAAUCGCCGUCCAGCUGCAGGUCGACGGCAACUACAUCCGCCUCGCUUUCGCCGCCGUGGUGAUUCCACAGGCAUGGCUGUCUCUGUUCUUCUUCCAGGCUCUUGUCGGCAACAUCGCGCAGAUAAUUGGACCCAUCGGCCAGGUUAACGAAAACAGCAAGUACUACUCUGGGAUUGCCCCUCGCCGGUUGAACCGCGACACUGGUGUUCUUCCCCAUGUGACUAUCCAGUGCCCCGUCUACAAGGAAGGCCUUCAUUCGGUCAUUGAGCCCACCAUUCGCUCCAUCAAAGCCGCCAUCUCCACUUACGAGAUGCAGGGCGGCACUGCCAACAUCUUCGUCAACGACGAUGGCAUGCAGUUGCUUCCAGAGGAAGAGGCUCGCGAACGUCAAGAAUUCUAUGAUGAGCAUAGCAUUGGCUGGGUCGCUCGUCCCAAGCACAACCCCAAGCCUGCUGAGGGCGAAGAGGUCUUCUUGCGCCGCGGAAAGUUCAAGAAGGCUUCCAACAUGAACUAUGCCCUUUGGGUUUCCAACCGUGUCGAGGAGAAGCUGGUCCCUCUGCACCGCUCGGAUGCCUGGACUCAGGACGACGAAGCUGCCGCCUACCGCAAUGCCCUUGCCGAGGUUGUCGCCGAAGACGAAGGUCGCACUUGGGCCGAUGGCAACAUCCGCGUCGGUGACUACAUCCUGCUGAUCGACUCUGAUACCCGUGUCCCCAAGGAUUGCUUCCUCGAAGCUGUCAGCGAAAUGGACCAGUCUCCUCAGGUCGGCAUCAUCCAGUACUCUUCGGGUGUCAUGAACGUUACCGACAGCUUCUUCGAGCGCGCCAUCACCUACUUCACCAAUCUGAUCUACACGCAGAUUCGCUUCUCGGUCGCUUGCGGUGACGUUGCACCCUUUGUUGGCCAUAACGCUUGGCUGCGCUGGUCUGCCGUCCAGAACAUCGCUUACGAUUGCAAAGACGACCACCGCGAAAAGUACUGGAGCGAGGCGACUGUGUCCGAGGAUUUCGAUAUGGCUCUGCGCUUGCAGACUGAAGGCUACACCAUUCGCCUCGGCGCGUACAAGGGUGACGGCUACAAGGAAGGCGUGUCUCUUACGGUCUAUGAUGAAUUGGCUCGCUGGGAGAAGUAUGCGUACGGCUGCAGCGAGCUGAUCUUCCAUCCUCUCCGCUAUUGGCCCAUCCGCGGACCGUUUACCAAGCUCUUCCGCAGGUUCAUCAUGUCUAGCAUGCCGCUGCCUUCGAAGCUUACCAUUAUGGCGUACAUUGGCACCUACUACGCCAUUGGCUCUGCCUGGAUCCUGACUUUGCUCAACUACUUCAUCAUUGGCUGGUUUAACGGUUACUACGACCAUUACUACACGUCUUCGUUCGAGAUCUACUUUGGCAUUGUCGUCGUUUUCAAUGCCCUCGGCAACAUCGCGCUUGGAAUUCUCCGCUACCGUACUGAGGAAAAGCCGCUCCUUUCGGCGUGGGUCGAAUGCUUCAAAUGGGUGCCGCUUCUCACUUGCUUCCUGGGCGGCCUGUCGUUGCACGUCUCGCAAGCCAUUCUCUGCCACAUGUUUUCCAUUGACAUGUCGUGGGGCGCGACGGCCAAGGAAGCCGAGAACAUCUCUUUCUUCGAGGAGAUUCCGCGUGUGCUCAAGCGCUUCAAGUACACCUUCAUCUUCUGCAUCGCCUGCAUCGCCCUCAUGGUCUGCGGCUCCUACUUCUUCCCGCCGCUCUACCAGGUCAACACCUUCGUCGCCAUUUGGCCCCUGUCUACCAUCGUUGCCGCACACCUGCUCCUUCCCAUCGCCCUGAACCCGAAUCUGAUGCUGUUCACGUGGUAG
This is a messenger RNA of Diplodia corticola, 2649 nucleotides long. RefSeq names its product glycosyltransferase family 2 protein. Lineage: Eukaryota; Fungi; Ascomycota; Dothideomycetes; Botryosphaeriales; Botryosphaeriaceae. Bases 1 to 2649 code for a protein of 882 amino acids. The transcript is spliced from 3 exons. The record is from RefSeq and is a predicted model, not a curated record.